AUGGCCACCGAGGUGGUCGCCGCCGCCGCCGCCGCCGCCACCGCCAACACGGCGCCCUCGGCGCAGUCGCUCCGCGCCCGCAAGCUGGAGGAGAACGGCGCCGCCCCCGCCGCCGCCGCCGUGCCCGUGCGCCGCUUCUCCGUGGGGCUGUCGGCGCCCCUCGGCUCCGAGAACCUGCUGCUGCGCGGCACGCGCCUGCGCAACACCGACUACGUCUACGGGUGCGCCGUGUACACAGGCCAGCAGACGAAGUUGGCCUUGAAUUGGCGCCUCACGAGCAACAAGUUCUCCACUAUUGAAAAGACUGUAAACAAGUUCCUCCUCUUCUUCCUUCUGCUGUUGAUGACGGAGACGGGAGCCUCGCUAGGCCUCAAGUACGCCAUUGAACUAAGCUUCGCAAGCCAAAUGAAAUGGUACCUUGGAGAUGUGUUCACCGUUUCUUCAUUAACCGUCAUAAACGAUCUCUUUUCUUUCGUCAUUCUCUACAAUUAUAUUAUUCCUAUAUCGUUGUAUGUGACAAUCGAGAUGCAGAAGUUCCUGGGCACGCUGUUCUUCGAGUGGGACGCGCUGCUGUACGACCCCAACACAGAGCUGUCGGCCGUGUGCAACUCGUCCGACCUGAACGAGGAGCUGGGCCAGGUGGAGGUGCUGUUCACCGACAAGACGGGCACGCUCACGGAGAACGACAUGCAGUUCCGGCGCUGCUCGGUGGGCGGCGUGGUGUACGCGGAGCAGGACGGCGUGCUGACGCGGCUGGGCGCCGACAUGGACGUGACGCGCGGCCAGCCCCUCGCCGCGCUCUCGGGGGAGCUGGAGGAGUUCUUCGUGGCGCUGGCGCUGUGCCACACGGUGCAGAUGGACGCAGCGCCGCCCAACAACAACGCGCCUGCCGCCGACUGCCUCACGUACCAGGCGUCCAGCCCCGACGAGAAGGCGCUGACGGAGGCCGCGGCGCGCGUCGGCGUCGUCUUCCUCGGCGAGGAGGGCGACUUCGCCUCCGUGCAGGUGAAGGGCGAGGUGCGGCGCUACCGGAAGCUGGACGUGCUGGAGUUCUCGUCGGACCGGAAGCGCAUGUCGGUGGUGGUGGAGGACGAGGCGGGCAACGUCGUGUUGCUGUGCAAGGGCGCCGAGACGGCCGUGCUGCCGCUGGCCGACGCGGGCCCCACGCACGAGACGCAGGCGCACGUCAACGACUUCGCCAUGCGCGGUCUGCGCGUGAUGAUGGUGGGGUCCCGCCUGCUGGAGCGCGCGGAGCUGCACGCGCUGGAGCAGCAGGUGGAGGUGGCGCGGCAGACGGUGUCGCAGCAGCGCGCGCAGCUCGUGGCGGCCGCGUACGCGCGCAUGGAGGCCGGCCUGCGCCUGCUCGGCGCCACGGCCGUCGAGGACCGCCUGCAGGACGGCGUGCAGGAGACGCUCGAGAGCCUGCGCGCCGCCGGCGUCGCGGUAUGGAUUCUAACUGGUGACAAAGAAGAGACGGCCGUGAAUAUCUCGUACUCUUGCGGCCACUUCAAGAACGGCACGGAACAGCUCUACCUGACGAAGCACAAGAAUUUUGACAACUGCGUCGCGUCGCUGGAGCGAUAUCGGUGAGCCACUUAGUCAUGGUCGUGGGCACUGACGAUAUAGCCUAGGCGCAGAUGGCGAGCGUUUCGGCCGUCUCGCUGCGACCUUCCUCAGGGAGAAAAGAUCGCAGAAUGGCGGCCGAAACGUGCAGGACGCGGGGUCUCCCGGAGAGCCAAGUAGGCACUGCCUCUGGCUACGCGUUCACCGCCCAGACACUUGUGUUGAAUUCGCGAGCGGAGUGUCUCGAGGCUGACGCGGCGUGCGCGCGUGCGUGCGCGUAUCCGUAGGCGUGAUGGGGCGCGAGGGCCGGCAGGCGGCGCGCUGCGCAGACUUCGCGUUCGCGCGCUUCCGGUUCCUGCGGCGCGUGCUGCUGGUGCACGGACACUGGUACUACGAGCGCCUCGCCACGCUCGUGCAGUACUUCUUCUACAAGAACGUCGUCUUCAUCACGCCGCAGCUCUACUUCGCCGUCUUCAGCGCCUUCUCCAUGCAGGCGCUGUACGACAGCCUGUUCCUGACGCUGUUCAACGUGUUCUUCACGUCGCUGCCCGUGCUGCUGUACGGGCUGCUGGAGCAGCGCGUGCCCGCGCGCGAGCUGUUCGCGCUGCCCGAGCGCUACAAGGAGGUGUCGUGCAACGCGCUGCUGCGCUGGACCUCCUUCGGGCGCUGGCUGCUCUUCGGUUUUUGGCACUCGUUAGUGGUGUUCUUCGUUCCGUACGUGAUGUUGCACAUAAAUCCAGUUGUCCACCAGAAUAGCCAACCUUUGGAGCUUUUGGCUUUCAGUUGUGUGGUGUUCCACAAUGUUGUGGUAGUUGUGAACCUGAAGCUACUUAUGCAAAGCCGGCACUGGACAUUUCCGUUCGUUUUCUCCAUUAUCAUCUCCGUACUAGGAUUUAUUGUGAUUGCUUUGGCUUACUCCUCAAUACUGCUGGAACCCAUCCUUGACAGCACUAUGUACAAGAUAUACAAUCAGCUUCUGGCAACUCCUUCAUUUUGGAUGGUGUCAAUUUUAACCAUAGUUGUUUGUUUGGUCCCAGAUUUGACGUAUUCUGUGUUACACAAACAUAUACGACUCAAAAAAAUGAGGAAACUAUUUGGCAAGUUCUCCUGUAGAAAUCGUGGCCAUCUAUCAAUUUCCUCUGCUGCAAGCACAGUCAAUUGAUGAGCGCAAUACAGAAAGACUCUCUGAAAAUGAAGUAGCUAAUUUCUACUUUGAAGACUGCCCGAUACCAUGUAUUGAAUUUAUUGCAUACAAAGUAUGCUACACUCCGCUGUGGUCUGCUGGUUGAAUUUUCUCAGGUCACAUUCAUUAUUUAAGGAAAUUAUUGAGAAUGUUUAUAGAAAUGAAGUGAAUGAAGAUAUGACUCUAGUCCUUUUUAGUGAGCAUGUUGUAGUGAAUGGAUUUUGUGGACCUUAAGUGAAACUGUUAACUAAUUUUCUAUGUGAUGUUCAUUCCAUAAAUAUGAUGGUUCUAUGAAACAUUUUAUGUAACCAGUGAGUACAAGAAAUGAUGUAACAUUUUCUAGUAUUUUGUCAGAAGGAAAAUAUCUAAGUUGGAUAUUUUUCACUAUCCUAUUACAAUCCCAAAGGUAUUGUGAAUGUCAGUGAUGUUGUGUACAUAAAAUAUAUUAUAUAUUGUAUCAUUUGUAUGAACAAAUUUUAAAGAACAAAUGUUUUUAAUUUUUAUUGCGUCUACAAUAUUUAAAUUUUGUACUGAAACUUUUGAAUGUUUCCUAUUUAGUGCCUGGGUAUGUGUAUUCAUUAACACACAAAUCAUGACAGACACAUUCUUAAAUUGAGUUAUAUAUAUUUUUAAGAUCCAGUUUGUAGUGUAACUGUGAAUGAUAAUUUCUUCCUCAUUUUUAGGAAAAAUCAAUGAAUAUCAUGGAAAAUUGAAAGAGAGUCUUAUCAAGGAUAAUUUUGAUAGUUGAAUCACAGAAUUCUGAUUAUUCAGAAAACUCUUGUUUUGUUAAAAAUGUUUUUAAUGGUUCAUAUUCCAUAAUUUCUUUUUUAUCAAGGUUAUGAAAUGACCCUUCUUUUUUUUGUGUGUCUUAGUUCUUUUGUUUUUUAAAGCAUACAUUAACUAAUAGAGUCAAGAUAAAAAUGCAUUAUAACAGCGAGAAUAUAGAUAUAUUUGUACUACGUUGAAUUUGAUGACUGAAAUUUGAAACAAAGCAUACAGCUUCCUUUGAUGAAACUCUGUAACCAAACAGAGCUGACUUUGAAAACCAGUGAAUUAGGAAGAGUAGAUAAGUUUUUAAAAAUACUUUUUAAUAGAAAAAAUGUCAAAAAGAACAUUAUAAAUACAGAUAUUAUCACUUUCAAUUUUUUUUUCUUAAUGCUUUGUUUAUGACUCUCACAUAAACAUUAAGGUCAUUCCCAAGUACUACACUAGUUAAUAAACAAGUGGUGAUGCAACUGCAUAUUCUUUUUACCUUUGUUAGUAGCAGCUUCACAACAUUGUGAUACUACAUGGACAUAAAAAAGUAUUUCCAAACCACAAUUUUUUUUAUCGGCAUGGAGAUCUUUUUUUUCUUUUACACAUAUAGUAUAUUUAAUUUUUUUUGUGAACUCAAUCUGGAUUUCUUUCAUUUUUCAUCCAUAACACAAGUACAGUGUGAAUAAAAUAGUAUUCACUCCAAAUAUUCUAUCAAAGAUAUGAUACAAGGAACAUAAUAUAGAUAAAGUAAAUCAAUUGAGGAUUUCAUUCUUUUGAUCUAAACCUAGAAUUUUCUUCCUAGUCUGUCAGUCAAUUAUCAAAGGUAAUCAGUUAAGUCUUUAUUACCAAGGGUAGGAAAUUCACUAGGUGGAGAACACAGAUUGACAAACUGAUGUAUUUUGACAAAUAAUAUUUUUUUCUUAAUUUUUAUCCUUAAUUAAAAUGAUGGGAAGGGAUUCUGGAUCUCAAGAAAACGUAUGCAGAUAAUCUUCUCCCCCCUACGUCACAUACA
Messenger RNA from Gryllus bimaculatus (two-spotted cricket), 4514 nucleotides. The record is from the annotation of a GenBank genome assembly. Lineage: Eukaryota; Metazoa; Arthropoda; Insecta; Orthoptera; Gryllidae.